AUGGACGCAUCCCCGCCCAGCGCGGCUCAGCCGGCCCAGCCCGAAGCAGCCGAAGCACCAAAGCCCUUGCUCUGUCAGAUCUGCAAGCUCGAGAUGCCGGCGGAUGCGGCUGGCCGCCAUAAGGUUAAGACGUUCACAUGCCGCUGCUGCCUGUCGCUGCAGACGACGCUCUACAGGAACGUCGGGCAGACCCCGGUGCAGGGCAUGAGUCUAGAAGAUCGCGCCACGUUCUUCCAGAAGUGCAAGGAGGCUCCUCUCGCUGGCCGCUAUACCUGGCAGACUGUGCGCAGCAAUCUCUUGUCGCGCCUCGUGAGCCAGCACAUAACGGAGCAGGAGCACGCCGUGGAGGCAGAGCGCCUGCCGUUGUCGGUCUGGCUGGCCCGCGGCUGGGAGCGGCCGGCAGUGGAGUCGUGCCCGUUUGAAGACCACGAUAAGCUAGGGCGGCUAUACGCCGUGCCGAUCCGCAAGGACGUUUUUCGCGAGCUUCACCGCAAGGCAGAGGAAAAGAUCUGCGAGCUCGAGAAGGCUCUGCGGGAGAAAAAAAAUCAGAAGCGCAAGUCGGCGGCGCUGGACUCCGGGCUUGACCAGGACGACGGGCCCGCCGUCGAACUGGACGUGGCUGUCGAGUCGUUGGCCACGGGUCGCCCUGCGAAAGAGGCCAAGUCAGGCGACAAGCCCGAGGCAGUCGCCAAGCGCACGCAGAAGGCAGUGGAAGCUGAGAAGGCCAAGGCCGACAAAAAGAAUCAGGUCAAGGUGGACUUGGCCGCCAAGGCCCUGAGCAUCGUCACUCCCUUCUGCAAAGCCGUGCCGACCGUGCUGAAGCAGCUUCCAUGUGUCGAAAAGGACGGCACGGCGGAAGCGGACGUCUCGGAGGAUGAGGCCGAGGCUCUCCGGCGCGCAGAGUCGGAAGCCUCCGCUUGGCAGAAGGCCUGCGCCGAGCUCUUGGCGUUGCGGGAAGCCACCCGGGGCGCGGGCGUACCGCUCGCGGACUUGCCGUUCGUUCUCGCGGACCUGAAGGUCCGGAAGGCGGCAUGGGGCGAGUUGUUGAAGAGCGCUCGUCGCCGCAUCAAGGAACAGCGUCGCAACAAAGAGCAGGCGCCGUCUUCGCCUCCCGCGCCAAAGGGCAGGGCCAGGAGGGCCCGGGCUGCCCGCAAGUGA
Molecule: messenger RNA, 1158 nt
Organism: Effrenium voratum
Lineage: Eukaryota; Dinophyceae; Suessiales; Symbiodiniaceae
Source: the annotation of a GenBank genome assembly